AUGGCUGCUGUCGUAUUGACAACAAGCGAAGAGUUGGAGGGAAUCUGCUCGUUGAUGGACGCCUUGGAAGGAGACCACAAAGCCAGAGAUGCACUUCAGCUGCUACAGGAGUCCCAGGAAUGCGUUUUCUGGCCACCUCAUCCUUGGGAGCUAGCUGCAUGUCAUCGCAUUGCCGCCCUGUCCCUUUGCAGAGCCGGACGGCCCGCACGGGCCUUGGGCGAGCUCCAGGACUUGGGGCGACUUCUGGCCAACAUCCCUGGCUCAUUCUCGGAUCUCUUGCGAGAGGACGUACAAGUGCUUCAGCUUGAGGUUGAGGUGGCAGUAGAUGAACUGGCUCUGUCGCCUUAUCGCGCCGUGCCCCAUGGAAUGGCGGCAGAUGCCACCAAGUUUAUCAGCCCUGCAAAGAUCCUCCUCAUGGACAAGCUUGCCGCCGUUGCGGCGGUGCUGCUCACGGCAUGGAUUUAUGCUGACCGAGCACUUGUAUUCUGGACAGUGUUCCUUUCCCUGGCGGCCUUUCGGCAUUUCUGGUGGCGAGACAUGUCGGCGCAACCAGCACCGAGAGGUGCCGAACAGAGGAACUGUGCAUCUGGGCGGCCUCCUCAAGCCAACGAGGAGCUGGCUGCAGCGCGCCGAGCUGGCGUUCCGGCGGAGCACUUGGAGCAGGUGGCCGAACUUGGAAGGCGAGUGGCUGCGAGGGGUCAGAUGGAGCCUUUGUGCGAUCCGCUGAUGUUACUUCGUUUCCUCAAAGCGCGUGACUUUGAUGUCAGCGCUGCUGCCGUGAUGUAUCGGGCCACCAUCAAAUGGCGGGCAACCUUCUCCAUCCAGUCGGUGAUGAUGAUAUUCGGCACUGGUGAGCCCUACACUUUGGAUGGCAAUCGCGCGGCUGAAGAUCCGACAAGCUGGCGCUGGCAUCCAGAGUUGCAUUCGCGAGAAGCCUCGCUGGUGAAGAAGUACGGCUUUUUUGGCCGACUUUCGCAGCGUAGCGCUGGCGGCGAGCCUGUGGCCAUAUGGCGACUGGGGGCCGCUGACUUGGAUGGGUAUGUGCGCGAGGAUCUUGUGUCCAUCAUCACUCGCGGCUUUGUGUCGCACCUCGAGGAUUUGCUGCAGUGUGGCCGUGCGGAGUCCCUGCGCCAGGGCCUCAAAGUGCUGCAUGCUGUUGUUGAAAUUCUGAUCGCAACAUCCACCACUUUCCUGCCACCGCCCGCCAUGGAUGCCGGCCCCUCCGAUUGUGACAAGUUGUUGGCGCAGAGCGACGGCUUGGGUGCCCAACGGCUUCUGUGUGAUCCGAAGGCUUGGAGUGUCAGAAUUUCUGCCCUCGGAGCAGCCAGCCGUUGGCAAGACGCCUUGGACUUCCUUGCCCAGGUCCAACCUUCUGCAGACAUUGUGGUUUUCAAUGCAGCCAUUGCGGCAUGUGGAAAGGCUGGCCGGUGGUCACAAGCGCAAAAAGUUCUGCAGGAUGCAAUGCAUCUGAAUCUGACACCCGACAUCGUGACUUGGAACACCAUGCUUGCGGCAUGGGCAAGAUGUUCCGAGUGGCAUCGAUCACUUCAUCUGUUUGCAGACAUGCACGCAGGCGUGCCAGGAACAACUCGGAGCUUGCCGGAUCCGGACCUCAUCACCUACAAUUCAGUUAUUAAUGCAUGUGCAAAGGGGGCCUGCUGGAAAGAGGCCCUUGCUGUCUACACGGAGUUGGAUGAACACGACUCCGUGAGGGCUGAUGGGCAAAGCAACAACUCACUGCUCCACGCGCUCUGCCGCUCCCGACGAUGGCAGCACGCGCUGCUGGCGUUGUGGCAGCUCCUUGGCCGAGGCGCCGCUGUAACAACACCGGGCUUCAGCGCUGUCAUCAGCGCCCUUGAGCGUUGUGGUGGCUUCUGGCGCCAAAGCCUGGCGCUGGUGUCCCAUAUGCUGCAGAGUAGCCUCGCAGAUUCUCGAAGCUUCGAUGCUGCUAUCAGUGCCUGUGAAAAAGGCCUCCAGUGGGAGAGAGCUUGCCAGCUCAUCGUCACCAUGCGCUGCGAAAGCUGCUUGCCUGGUGUCCGUGGCUUUAGCGCUGCGCUCAGCGCCUGCGAAAAGUGCAGCGCAUGGACAGCUUCACUGGCCCUGCUGGCGACGAUGAGGAAUGAGGAGGUGGCACCGAACGCUGUAAGCUGUAGCGCGGCCAUGGCUUCAUGCUCCAAAGCGGGUCGCCUCAAAGAAAGCUUGGCUUUGCUGGAGUCCAUGGAGGCUUGGCAGAUUUCCCCGGACGCAGCUGCGUUUGGUGCUGUGUGCUGCGCUCUGACUCCAAGUCAUUGGGCGCUAGUUUUGCAGAUCUUUGAGCGGAUGGACCAGCAAAGUGUCGAAGCCGACGCUGCUCUCUGCGCGAAUGCAUUGGAAGCAUCUGUUUCGACGCCAGCAUCUUUGCAGACCCUGGCGCUGCCUCAGCGUACACUCCGCAGCGCACGAGCGCAGCUUCGGCGCAUGAGGGAGACUCUCCGGAGCAGCCGAAGGGACUCAGAGCAGGUGGCUUUGAAGAAGGACUUGGCAAUGGCUGCUCUCGCAAUGGACACGCUGGAGGUCUUGGAUGCCUGCGAGGGUGAGAUCACGGCUGCCUUUGCGUUCAUUGGAGCUAGUGCAAAGCGUGGCCUCGCUGGCUUUGGCUCGGCAUCGCUGCCUCUGAGCUGGCUGCCAAACCUGGGGAGUCACCAUACGAGGCUGACGCUGGAGGACUUCGGCUUGCUGGGCGAAGAAAACUGGCUCGGGGCAGCGCGGCGCGAGGCAAGGCGGGAAACACACACCACAAGGGGGCCCCUGGUUUUGGGAGCGAAGUCACUGACAGCCUGGGCAAGCGCUUGGUUCGCCUGCAAGCAGGGAAGCAAGUCCCGCAGCAUCGGCCACAGCGACCGGGGAGGCCGUCGUGUUGGGCUGCUGCCGUCUGUUCGCGCCGAACACGACAGGUCUGGGCAUGCAGAAAGGCAUGCCUUGUUGUCACUUCUUCUCGGUCUGGCUCGCUUGCCGCAGGGGAAAAAGAGUUCAAGCUGUCGCAAGCAGCUUGUCCAGGCACGGCUGCUCAUCGAUGCCAAAGGUUUAGGCUCACAAGUUCUGCGUCACCGCGCAGUGAUCCGGAAGAUAAUUUCCACCGGGAAGAACAACUUCCCGGAGGUGAACUUUUCUGUGACCAUCAUCCGUGCUCCCUUCGUCUUCGCCAAAUUGUGGGGCCUUGCGAAGAGCCAUCUGACGCCGGCCAUGCAGCGAAAGAUCUGCAUACUCGGCGAAGAUUUUGCCAGCGGGUUGCAGGAGCACUCUGGGUUGGACGGGUCUGUCCUUCCUGGCUUCCUUGGAGGACAAGGCCGCGGCCAAGAACUUUGCGAGGUGAGAAGCGUUCCAGUGCGUCUAGCAGAGGACGGCAGGGAUGGCUUCAUCGACGUCCAGUGA
This is a messenger RNA of Symbiodinium necroappetens, 3411 nucleotides long. The record is from the annotation of a GenBank genome assembly. Lineage: Eukaryota; Dinophyceae; Suessiales; Symbiodiniaceae.